This is a messenger RNA of Daktulosphaira vitifoliae (grape phylloxera), 1592 nucleotides long. RefSeq lists its product as uncharacterized. The transcript has 2 exons. Lineage: Eukaryota; Metazoa; Arthropoda; Insecta; Hemiptera; Phylloxeridae. The record is from RefSeq and is a predicted model, not a curated record. Bases 731 to 1519 code for a protein of 262 amino acids.
GGUUUUUUAUGAUAGUUAUGUUAUUUCGUCACAUAUCAUCUAUACUUGUCCCAAUUAUACCGGGUUACCAUUGAGCUGUGUUUUAUAUUCGUAUGUCAUUUAAUUUUUUUUUUUUUGAAAAUUUGGGUUUCAUUGAUGAAGAAUUUAAACUUGUUUGGUAUGUAAACAAAUUAAAAUUGUACCGUAUUAUUAGCCGGCUUAUUAAAAGUAAUUUUUCUUCUUAUAUGUUGUUUAGACCACCCGGAUAUAAAGUGACGUUUUUAUUAAAACUUCCGUUGCGUGCAGUACUAUAAUAUAUCAUUAUUACACCUUAAUACAAUUAGUCUAAUAUGGAUAAAUAAUCGAAAAAUAAAAAUCAAUAAAAACUGUAUUAAUGUUACAGGGAAUCGUGCGUAAAUGUUGAAAUAUUUGGACGAUGCAUUUCGAAUAAGUAAUUAAUCACGUAAAAUGAUUUUUUGUUUCCAUUAAAAGUUCAUUUGAAAAUUAAUAAUUUCACUUUAAAAACCGGACAAACGUUAAAAAUCGUCACCCAAAUAAUAUUUGGAUCACGAAGUACUCGAGGUUUGCAUAACUAAGACGAUUUUUUCCUAAAAAGAAUAAUAACAAUCAAUAAAAAGUGUCUGUAUAAAAAGUGGUUUGCACAGCACACUCAGUUUCAGUUAUUGAACGGGGAUUCAAAGAACAAUACUUGCAAUCAAACACUGACUUUGUAUAUUCUUGUUUGUACGUGAUGUUUGUGGCAAAAAAUGUGUUAGCUUCAACAAUUUUAUUUGCAUUGGUUUCAGCGUGGUCUUCACCACUACCGCAGUUUUACCAAACACCGUCUUUGCAAUAUCGACCAUUUUAUAGGGAAUUAACACCUUUUUUUUUUGAAGACAAUUUUCGCCAGCCGAUUCAAUUUUACCAAACGCCAACCUUUGCAAUACCGCCAUCACCAUCUUCUUCUCACCUUCCUCCAUCACCACCUUCACCAUCUUCGCUUCCUUUUCCUCCACAAUUACAAUCAAUACAACAACCAUCAUCCUCUUUUAUGUUAAAUCAACCUCCACAGUCGCAUUCUACACCUACCCAAGUGACAAAUGUGCAUCAUCACAUAUACUACUAUUAUUAUUUGCCGGCGCAAGUUGAAUCAAGACUACUAGAUAAACCACGAACUUCAGAACGGGGUCAGAUAGAAGGAAGAGGAGUAGGUGUAGAUAGUAGCACCAAGAAAUUAUGCAACGAAGACGAUGGAGUCCAAGUUAUUGCGUCUCCACCAAUUUACUUACCACCCGAUCCAGCGCCACCUACCCAACUUCCAGUUUCGCCUUCUCCUCCAACACAAGCACCUUGUGAUGACACUAUAAUCGUAGAGAGUGAAGGCUACUUUCCAUUUGGUAGGUCAAGUAUGGCAACGAAUAAAAAUUCAUCAGUAAUUAAUAUAAGCGCAUCUCAAAAAAAUGCACAAUAUGGAAAUAUAGCUGAUAAAAGGAAAAUUUUUGUUCCGGUUAACUUUCUAUUACCACCGGAUAAUAAAUGACAUUUAUAAUGUCGAAAUCUUCAUGAUUUUUAGAAUUAAUGAAGAUUAUAAUGUAACUAAUGUUUCAAUUAAA